Phalaenopsis equestris is the source of this 2739-nucleotide messenger RNA. RefSeq lists its product as uncharacterized. The transcript has 9 exons. The record is from RefSeq and is a predicted model, not a curated record. The coding region runs from base 651 to 2297 and encodes 548 amino acids. Lineage: Eukaryota; Viridiplantae; Streptophyta; Magnoliopsida; Asparagales; Orchidaceae.
AUCAAAGAUUCUUCCUCCGCAAAAGCCCAAAAGCAAACCUCAGUUUCAAUGCGUAUGCAACGAAAGAACGAUUGUGUAGAAGCCAAUCUACUUCUCUUCUUUUACACCAGCGGUGCGUGAAAGGAAAAGCUAGGGUUUUGCCGGAUUCACAUGUUCUGCGUGCAGCGCUAUGGAAGUUGUCUGACUUUUUUUGAUCUCGGAUCGAACCAUUGUAAGUCCUGUCAUUCUGUGGCGCCGGAGAACACUGGCGCUGAAAAGAGGAGCUGUUGCUGACUGUGCGGAUUGUUUUCGGUGCUUCGAUCGGCGCUGUAUGGGAAUGGGUUCGCUGUUUGGAAAUCCUUGUUUUGGAUUUAUCUGAUUGAAUUAUUGGGGCUGUUUUGUCAGUUUGUUGGGUGGUUGGUUUGAUAGUUGAUCGGAUUUUGGUUGGUAUUCCUUUGUAUUUUCUUGUGAGUCGGAUAUAUUAAAUUGACCAAUAAUCAAAUUAGGUUUUGGUUUUAGAAUGCGUGUGUAGAAAGCUCCGAAACUUCUACUCGGAAGAGGCGCUUCUUUGAGCUAGAUGCUGUGGGAAUCUUACCAGUUUAUUUGUUUUCAAGGAAAUGGGAUUUCUUUGAAUGGUUUGAGAUAGUGCUGGUGUGACUAAAGCUGGAUAUAUGGGUGAGAUUGGACUGUUGAGUCUAGGAUGGAAGUGGUUGAAAUCUCAGAAGCAGGCUUUUGUGGGAACCCAAGUUGCACUGGGCUGCUUAAGGGAUAGGCUUGUCUUUCUGAUCGACCAGCAUUGGCCACUGGUAUGUAGAUGGAGUAGGAACCUUGGGAAAUUUUUUUUCGAGUUGAUUUGGCUAUGGAGGGAUUGUGUUGUGAGGGGUCUAACAUCGUUGAUUGGUCUUGGUUCGACGGCACUGUUUGUGAUCUUUUGGAGCUCCUUUCUUAGUUUGGCAUCAACAGUUUGCCUUUUUUAUGUGCUUCUGAGCAUGGGAGCUGCUGGAGCCUCUAUUUACUAUCUGGGUUUUACUCCUGGGCUCUUUAUGGUUGGUCUAUUUGGUAUUUUGAUAUUGUGGAAAUGCAGUAACUUUUGGACCACAGGAGUACUUAUUGUAGUUGGAGGUUAUGCGUUCUCCCUAAGCCAUGCACGGGGUCUUGUAGUCAUUUCGGCUGUAUAUGCUUUGUACUUUGUUCAUGCUCGCGUUGGAUGGACUGGAGUUUUUCUUUCCAUGAAUCUCUCCUUUAUCUCAAAUGACCUUCUGAAUAAGUUACUCCAAGGAUAUGAUUAUGCCUGUGAGCAUGCAAGUUGUGAGGAACACAAGGCAUCCGAACCACUUGUAGAAGAUUAUCCUAGCGAAUUUGAAUUUUUUCCUCAUACAGCAGAGGCUAACAAUGUGGCUUCAAGUAAAUCAACUGUUAAAAAUUCUGUUACAUCAAGUUUUUUCGGUGUUCAGAAAGAUGCUUCUUCAAUCAAGGUUGUAAAUGCUGAUUCAGUUUCAAAUGAUGAAAUGAAGAGGAUAAUGAAUAGUUCAAAUCAUUAUGAGGCCUUAGGAUUUCCUCGAAGGAAUAGUAUUGAUCCCAUUGCAUUGAAAAAGGAAUACUACAAAAAGGCUAUGCUUGUCCAUCCUGACAAAAACAUGGGAAAGCCAUUAGCAAGUGAAUCAUUCAAGAAGCUACAAUGUGCUUAUGAGGUUCUUUCAGAUUUUACAAAGAAGAAAAAUUACGAUGAGCAACUAAGGAAAGAAGAGUCUGGUAGAGCACUCCAACGUUCCUGCAGCUCCUCUAGACAGGAUGGUGUAGAUUUUCACUCCGAGGAGUCUAGGCGUAUAGACUGCACGAAGUGUGGGCACUCACAUAUUUGGAUUUGCAUCAAAAGAAGUAAAGCAAGUGCUAGGUGGUGUCAGGACUGUUCUCAAUAUCAUCAAGCUAAGGAUGGAGAUGGAUGGGUGGAACUUACUUCUGUCUUUUCAACCUCCCAAAAGGUGCAAAUACCUCGUGCCUUUGUCUGUGCUGAGAGCAAGAUAUUUGAUGUGUCCGAAUGGGCUAGUUGCCAGGGAAUGGAGUGCAAGCCCAACACACACAGACCGAGCUUCCAUGUAAAUAUGGUGGGUUUGGAUCGGUCCGCCCAAAGAUCCAAUUCCUCUCGGUAUCCUUGGGGUCUCGAUGCCGAGAUGGUACCCGAAGAUGACGAGUUUGAACUCUGGCUGCAGCAGGCAUUAGCAUCCGGACUCUUCUCCGACAGUCCGAAGCGCAGAAAAAGCUGGAGCCCUUUCAAAAUGCCUCAGAAAGGCAUCAAACCAUGGAGAAAGUCGCCGUAGGUGUAACUGACAUCAACCAAACCGGAGCGACGCCUGCCAUCAAAAUUUCUACAAGAGAUGACAGACAACCUGAUAUUAGUUUCAAACACACAUUACCUGCUGCCAAUAAAGUUCAAUUUACAAUGGUUCAAAUGUUGGAAAUGGGCAUAUUUUUUUCAGAAAAGAAAGAAAAAUGCAUUAUUUUCUGAAGUUGAAGACGACAGCAUUGACCGGUGAUUGCGAGGUAAAUGCCCAUCAACCUCUCGACAGAAAAAAAAAUGGUUAAGUCUGGAAAAGUAGUGCAAUUACAUUGUACAUAGAGGAAGGGAUUCCCUGCUUUAGGACUGAACUGCUGCUUCUUGUAGUAAUAUUGCCCACUAAAUUUGGGAGAACUCAAGGUUUAAUCAGCUGUCCUCAACAAAAACUCAUAUAAUUGCUGUAAAUGAUUUGUUUUCUGUUCUCA